Molecule: messenger RNA, 207 nt
Organism: Leptosia nina
Lineage: Eukaryota; Metazoa; Arthropoda; Insecta; Lepidoptera; Pieridae
Source: the annotation of a GenBank genome assembly
AUGCCUGGUUUCAAAUGUAGGAUCUCGAGUUCGGACGGAUCUCGUUCGGUGAUGGUGGUGGGCGACGACGGUCGUAGGCGCGAGCCUCUCAGCUGGGCGGGGCGGGCGGUCGCGGGGCUCUUGGUCAGUCCCCUGUCGCGGUCACCGUUGUCCAGCUCCACGGGCUAUUGUAGCUCUUCUGGCUGGAAUAAGGAAUUAUAUUAUUAA